This is a messenger RNA of Spodoptera frugiperda (fall armyworm), 4091 nucleotides long. Its product is annotated as growth arrest-specific protein 1-like. Gene Ontology annotation, biological process: regulation of cell cycle. The coding region runs from base 340 to 1059 and encodes 239 amino acids. The record is from RefSeq and is a predicted model, not a curated record. NCBI's taxonomy places the organism in Eukaryota, Metazoa, Arthropoda, Insecta, Lepidoptera, Noctuidae. The transcript has 3 exons.
CAUCUGGCGGUGCGGCGGGGCUCUCGACUCUAAACACAACUCAAUCGGUGGCGCGCGCGUGGCCCGGACGGACGUACCCGCGUACCCGGCCUGUCGGUCGCCAUAAACAAAACGCAAACAAAUACAACAAAGUUAUCGGCGGAAACUAAACAGAAUAACGGAGUUAAUAAAUAAAACUUUCCAAGGAAAAUCAAGGAAAUAGUGAUGGUUUAACGUGACGUUAUAAAACAGUGAUAUUUUUGUGGGAGAUCGUAAAAGUUUAACAAAAACAGGAGUUCUAAACUUUCCAAUGAACGCGAGCCAUGUGACUACGGCGAGAGCGGCGAAGCAAGAUUUGUGAUGUGGCUAAUAGCGGCGUUGCUGGCCGCGUGCGCAGCGGUCGGUGGCGCGAUGUCGUGCAACGAGGCGCGCACGCGCUGCGCCUACCGCACGGGCUGCGGCGCCGCGCUCGGCAACUACAUGAUGAUGUGUGAGGCUGUGCUCUCGGAACCCACUGCCUCAUCCACGUGUCCCAGGGAGUGUGGCAACGCUUUGAUCGCGUUGACGUCCACUGAAGAAGGGAAGGAGUUGAUGAAUUGUGAAUGUGAGGACGAGUAUUGCUUGGAGGCGAAACAGCGCAUUGACAUCUGUCGACCACAGGUGAUGAAGGGAGCAGCCAAUGCCACCUCCUCCUGCAGCCUGUCGCAGCUCAUCUGCCUGGCAGAUGCGCAGUGCGCCACUGCCCUGCAAUACUACCACAGGCUGUGCCGCUCCAUGUUCAGAGGCAGAAAGUGCUCAAACAAGUGCCUUAACUCCAUAGAAAUCUUAAGAAAGCAAGAGAAAGCUGCAGCGCUAACCGCGUGCCAAUGUGACGGCAACGACUACGACUGCCCGAGAAUGCAGAGCAACUUAGCGAGGCUAUGCUACCACAAGAUGAAGAACCACACAAAGAACCACCACGGGGAAAAACAGAAAAAGCCCCCCGUGGAAGAAGUGCCAGUGGUCAGUGCAGCGAAUUUGGUCCGAAUAUCCGGGCUCAUAGCGUUGAUAUCCGUGUGCAGUAGCAGCUUCAUCACGUGAUACCGUCUCAACGGAAAUAACCAAUAGUUUAAAGUGUACAGUAACGGACAUUGUCAUAAGGACACUGCCAUAGAAGAGACUAUUCGAGUGAAGGAUUGUGUAGUGUUUUUAGAUAGAAGUAAUAUUGGCUAAGUAGGCGUUAAAUUGAAGUACAAUAACCAUAGGUAGUGUAAAUAAUGUAAAAACAGUAUUAGUUAAGUUAAGGUUAUCGUGAGGGAAUCAAGGGUAAUUAUGUAGAUUGUUGUUUAUAUUUUAACUAUUGUCUUAAUAUGAGAGUGAAUGUGUCGCCGCCCACGGGUUGCGCAGGCGUCGCUAUAAAUACGGCGGCGCCGGUGGUCCGGUGACAAAUGCUGGAGUGUUCCCGAUGUUGCGCCGCACGUCGAUUGAUCUAACGACUGUUCCGGUAACACCAUCAUCCUCACAUAUUUACGUCAAAUAUAUUUUUUCUAUCCCUUUCUUUGUCGGUUGGUGUAAAAGGGACGGUGUGAGUUGAGUCGUGUAAGAGAUGUGUAGGAAUUAGGGAAGUGGCUGGUCUAAUGACAUAGUCGUGGCUAAAUCCGGUGCACGGCACUAAUCGUUCCAAGUGAUGUAGGGCGUCGGUUAACGUUUUACAAAUAUGCGACAUGGGAUGCCAGAAUUUUUUUCUGAACAUCUUUUGAAUCAUUUCUUUGACAUCCGUUUGAAAUGUUUUAUUUUUUAAUAUGUUUGUUGCGUUAGAGAUGAAUGUGUGUGCUUUAUAUUUAGAUUUGUCAUCAAUUAGCGGUGUAAUGUCAGGAAUGAUUGAGUGUGUUGUACUCGUAGCCACUCGGUCCACAGAUAACUAGUUCAAGUGAUAUAUAUUCGGUGUUGCCGUUGCCAGUGAUUUGAUUGAGCGAUUUUUUUAAAGCAUUUGUCUGAAAUUAAAACACUUUAUUAACGCGGUCUGAUUUCCAUUCUUGUGUCAAGAGAACUUGAGCAGAUUUGCGUGAAUUUGCGAUCCAAUUGUGAUCAUCAUUGAGAUCCGGGAAAAUCAAUCGUACGAAGUUAUCGUAACAUUCAUUAAUGCUAAAAUAUUGAAAUCAGAUACAAUUCACAUUCCGACGCAUUUUUUCGAAAGACAAAUUCCCACAUUGUGUGUGAUUGAGAUAUCGCACCGCAAAAGGCGGUUUUUUUUCAAAGUAUCUAUUUCGUUUAGAAUGUUGCAAGCGUACGUGGGGCUCGUAAAGUAGUGGCAACGUAAACGUAUGAAAAUGCGUAGGUCUGUAUUGUGCGUCCGUUUCUUAGUAACUCAGUACAGUAAUGAAGAGGGCAACCGGUCCACGGAACUGGUAUCACGACCACGAGAUCAAAUCAGAAUAACGUGAAUGAAAUACUUUUGUUACGAUUUUGAGACGGUCAGUCUGUGAAUUAAUGGUUCGUAUGUGUGUGUUUUUGUCAUAUCCAUUCCUAAAAAUGUAGUUAGAUCUUUGGAUUUCCUUCUUCAUUGUUACGUUCAGAACAAUCGUCUUUAUCGUCUAGCAGCUUGAAUGUAUCACUUUAUUCUAUUUUUUUAAAUUAGGGAAUGAUUCUAUCAUUUCAGGUUUCUAGAAAUUUAGACUUAUUUAUGCUUUGCUCUAUUCUUGACAUUAUAAACAUUUACGUUUUACCCAUAUAACCUUAUGAAGCAUGUAUUAAUUCAAUCGCAAAGACAAUAAGUAUUAAAAUCCCAUGCACAUCCUCGGUACUCAUACAACAGUCUGAUACAUAUCUUUAACGACAUGCGCAUACGACAUCUGUAAGAUCGAACAUUAAGGCCUAAAACACACCGGCGGACGACAUACUACGCGACUCCCAUCCGUAUGUUAUAGUCGCCAUAGUUAAAGUUUAUUUUAAAUUGAUUUAUUCUCUAUAUCUUCGCCUUGCCGCCGGUGUGCACCGGGUCUUAGUGCGCAGUUUGCAUAGAUUACACGCGAUACAUUUAAGGCAGUUUUGCAGUAGAGGACAUGAAUGACGUCACGACCAUAUAUCUUCUCAUACAAGUGUCAUGUAGACAUGGUACGUUUUGUAUGCAACAAGCAAGCGACGGUGAACUAAUGUCUCGUCGCCCGAAUCAUGUCUAAUGUAUAAUGCAACAGUUACGCGCAGAAUACCAAUUGAUGUUGUUUUUUUUACUUUGUAGGCUACUGAGUAAAUUGUAUGAUCGACACUUCUGUGUAUUGUUCGUGUAUUGACACAUUACAUUAUUGGUGUUGGUUUAAUUUGUAUUAUGUUGAAGUGUAAAGUCGUUCUGUAUGACUCGCCAAUUUUCUUUAUUUGCGUUUUAUAUUUUCAUGUUGACUGUACCGGUCUUGUGUAUCUCCUUAUUGACACUAUUUUAUUCAAUUACCGCUGUCUGAAAAAGUAAAUUUUCAGAGACAUUCUUAAAAAGAAAACUUAUAUUUUAAGUAUUUUUUCUUAUUCAGUUUCAGAAAAAACACGAACUAUUUGUUGUUUAUAAUACUUAUGUCAUUAAAUCAAUACAGUAUAGAUUAUACCUCAAUUUAAUUACAUUUAAUGUGUUCAUUAGCUUGAUAUUGAUAUGUGUGUGUGUGUGUGUAUGGAUACCUGUGUGUAAUAAUAGCGCGCCAUUUUUAUUUCGAAUUCUAAAUUCAAAUUAUUGUAACCGUUGCACUAUGUGUAACUUCUGCAAAUUGCUUACAUUGUAUAGAGUUCAAAAUUUUAGCUUUUUAAUGCAAAUUUUCCAGUUUUUUUUAGGUUAAGUAGAUAAUUAUGUAGUUCUAGUUAUAAGAGAAGUAACUCAUUAACCACAGUUUACCAAAGUGAGAUUAUUAGACUAGUACAAGAAUUGUAAAUAGUUUUUAGUUUGUAAUUUUAGUUUUUAUUGUCAUUGCAUUGUUUUAGAAAUAUAAAAAGUUCGUACAAAGUAUUCUAGGAUAAAAGUGAAUAAUUUAUUGAAUUAAUUAGAAUUUUAGCACAAUAAGAAUUGUUGUAUUUUGUUUCGUUUUGUACAAUUAUUUUAAGGAUUUUAAUUGUAUUUAUUUUACAAAAUUGCAAUAAAUUUUCUGUUUUCUAAA